GGUCAGUCAGUGUCACUACGAGGCUUCUCUUGCAAGCGACUCUUGAUCUAAAAGUUAACCCUUUGAGAAAACGUGUCCCUCAACAUGUUUGACAAGGAGAAAAAGAAGACAUCACUGCGAUCCUGAUUCUGUUUAUAAGAUAUUCUCUUACUUAAUUUCUUCAUUGAUUGAGAGUUUGUCCCCAAUUUUGUGCGAUUCAUCUUGUUCUUCUGUAAUUAUAGUUAGUAUGAGCCGAGAUUAGCUCCUAUUUUACAGAUAUUAUAACAACACACAGUACAAUCGGCUUGAGCUAUAUAUAUAUAUAUAUAUAUAUAUAUUCUAACUUGUUCUUUACGUACGAAGGGCGUUUGGCUGAUCUGCUAAAAGUGUGCGAUCUUCGUAGAAGCUUGUGAGGGUGGACAUGGAGGAACGGUAUGAGCCACUGAAAGAACUUGGUUCAGGGAAUUUCGGAGUGGCCAGGUUGGUGAGAGACAAGAUCACGAAAGAGCUUGUUGCUGUCAAGUACAUAGAAAGGGGGAAUAAGAUUGACGAGAAAGUUCAGAGGGAGAUCAUUAACCACCGAUCUUUAAGGCAUCCGAACAUUAUCAAGUUUAGAGAGGUCUUGCUGACCCCAACUCAUUUAGCCAUUGUCAUGGAGUAUGCUGCAGGUGGUGAACUCUUUGAGAGAAUCUGUAAUGCUGGUCGAUUCAGUGAAGACGAGGCGAGGUUUUUCUUCCAGCAACUAAUAUCUGGAGUUAGCUAUUGUCACUCAAUGCAAAUUUGUCACAGAGAUCUGAAGUUGGAAAACACGCUCUUGGAUGGAAGUCCAACACCUCGACUCAAAAUAUGUGACUUUGGUUACUCCAAGUCUGCUAUACUGCACUCUCAACCGAAAUCUACCGUUGGAACUCCUGCUUACAUUGCUCCAGAGGUUCUGUCACGAAAAGAGUAUGAUGGAAAGAUUGCAGAUGUUUGGUCAUGUGGUGUAACGCUUUAUGUCAUGUUAGUUGGAGGAUAUCCAUUUGAAGAUCCUGAAGAUCCUAGGAAUUUCCGAAAGACCAUUGGAAGAAUAAUGAGUGUUCAGUACUCCAUACCCGACUAUGUACGUAUCUCUGCAGAUUGCAGACAUCUUCUUUCUCGCAUCUUCGUCGCCAAUCCUGCCAAAAGGAUAACAAUCCCGGAGAUAAAAGAGCACCCUUGGUUUUUGAAGAACUUGCCUAAAGAGAUAAUUGAAGCUGAGAAAAAAGUGAAUGAGGAAGCGCAGAAAGAUCAACCGAGCCAGAGUGUUGAAGAAAUAAUGCGAAUCGUUCAAGAGGCAAUGACACCGGGGAAAGAUUCCAAGGGUGGAAGCCAAGCUGGUGGAGGAGGUUCGUUGGACGGUGAGGAUGAUGAUGAUGAUGAAGAAUCUCAACUUGAUGUUAGUGGUGACUAUGCUACAACACAGUGACAACUGUCAUAUUUUGCAUUGUAUAUUAUGUUCAAGAACAUAUCAAGCCUGGUUCAUAGAUGGGGUUUGUGUUUAUCAGCUAAAUAAUGUAUCAGAUUCCUUAUUUGUAAAAAGGCUUGAUUGGUGUUACUUUCAGUCACAAACCAAAAAUCACAAAGCUGCGAAAGUUAUAAUUUUUUUUUCCUUGUAAGAAAAGGCAGAGAGAAAACAGUUCGGCCGUGGAAUUUGAUUUAUAAGCAUGUGCUUCAUUAAUAUUAUACAUUCACUAUGAAUGAAGAUAACCAUUUUUGUUUAA
Messenger RNA from Prosopis cineraria, 1721 nucleotides. RefSeq names its product serine/threonine-protein kinase SAPK3-like. Gene Ontology annotation, biological process: protein phosphorylation; intracellular signal transduction. Bases 401 to 1426 code for a protein of 341 amino acids. The transcript has 10 exons. The record is from RefSeq and is a predicted model, not a curated record. Lineage: Eukaryota; Viridiplantae; Streptophyta; Magnoliopsida; Fabales; Fabaceae. Gene Ontology annotation, molecular function: ATP binding; protein serine/threonine kinase activity.